AGUGCGCGCCGUUCACUCGCGCAGGAGACUCAAAGCCAGGGACAUACAGGUCGCCUUGGGACACAUGGCCUCCACGACAUUCGUCACCCCAUGGGCACGACUGCGCCUCAGGCCUCUUCAGGCAUGGUUCCUCUCCGUUUUCAACCCAUUGACAGACUCACCAAACAGGUGGCUCACUAUACCGAGGGCCGUGACUUCCUCCCUCCGAUGGUGGCUAGACUCCCAAAACGUGUGCAUAGGUAUGCCCUUCGUCCAGCCUCAACCACAAAUGACUCUGAUGACGGAUGCGUCGAUGGAAGGCUGGGGUGCACACCUUCGGGACCUAUGCGUAAGAGAGAAGUGGUCCCUGCAGGAACGUGCGCUCCACAUCAACGCGCUGGAAAUGUUGGCGGUCGAGAAGGCUCUGAAAGCAUUCGAAUCCACCGUUUCAGGCAAGGUGAUUCUACUCAGGACCGACAACACAACUGUGAUGUACUAUGUCAACAAACAGGGAGGCACCAAAUCCAGAACUCUCUUAGACAUCACGUUAAGGAUCUGGGACUGGUGCAUCCACAGGUGCAUUCUCCUUCAGGCGAUUCACCUACCAGGAGAAGAAAACACCCUAGCGGAUCAGCUCAGCAGGACAUCAACCUGCCACGAGUGGAGGCUUCAUCCAGAGACAGUCGACCUGUUUGCGACAGCCUCCAACAGCCACUGUCCCCAGUUCUGUUCUCGGGUGCGACACGAGAGUCCUCUCGGAGAUGCAUUUGCCUUCGACUGGUCCCGGGAAACGAUCUAUGCCUUUCCCCCGUUUCCACUGCUGACCAGGGUGGUGUCCAGGAUGUCCAGGGAGAGAGUCGACGCGAUCCUCAUCACCCCGUGGUGGCCGAGACAGCCGUGGUUUCCGCUGCUUCUACACCUUUCCAACGGCGAGUUUCUCCGGCUGGAACCGAGGCCGGACCUUCUCACCCUCCAAGGGGGGAGGGUUCGGCAUCCCGACAUCGACUCGUUGCCGAUGGUGGCCUGGAGGCUCCUGCAUUGACGGCGCUGACACCUUCGGUGCGGAGGGUGAUCCGUGCCGCGCAUAGGCCUGCGACCCAGAGAUCCUAUGCCUCAAAAUGGAAGAGAUUCCUUUCAUUCCUUGCUGAAAGGAGUUUGUCGCCGGAGAGCAUCACUGUGCCAGUGGUGCUGGACUUCUUGAUGUCACUGGUGGAUGCGGGGCUGUGCCUUGCUUCCAUAAAAUGUUACCUGUCUGCUAUUUGUUCACAUUUUCAAUAUGAUGGUUUGCCUUCCUUUUUCAGGGACCCUCUGGUAAAAAACUUCUUAAAAGGAUGUAAUAACCUCUACUCCCAGGUUUCUCUCCCUGCCCCGGCUUGGAGCUUGGAGGUUGUGUUGGCUGCCCUCCAGUCCAAGCCCUUUGAGCCCUUGGCCACAACAGACUUAAGACUCUUAACCUGGAAGACUGUUUUCCUGGUGGCCAUCACCUCGGCUCGCCGGGCAGGAGAACUUUGUGCCCUACGGAGGGAUGAACCUUUCCUCCGGUUCCACAAGGACAAGGUGGUACUCCGGACUGAUAUCACCUUCCUCCCGAAGGUGGUAUCCCUUUUUCACAUGUGUCAGGACAUUGUGUUGCCGACCUUGGCUUCGAAUCCAUCGACUAUGGAGGAACGCAGCCUCCAUAUGCUGGACGUCAGGAGAGCCCUGGCUUUCUACCUGGACAGGACUAUGGGUUCCAGCCGUUCCGAAAGGCUUUUCCAGUGCUAUUCGGAACCAAGGAAGGGUUUGCCGGUGUCGCCCCAGAGACUCUCAAAAUGGGUGGCGAGCACCAUCCGCCUUUGUUAUGAACUGUCGGGGAAGCCGGUACCGGCCAAGGUCCGCUCGCAUGCGACCAGGGCGGUCGCAGCAUCCUCUGCCUUUUUGGCUGGCAUUCCUUUAGAUGAUGUUUGCAAGGCUGCUGUUUGGUCCCAGCCAUUGACUUUUAUAAAACAUUGUAGACUGGACACCAGGGCAAUUCGGGAUGCAGCCUUUGGGAGGGCUGUCUUGGUUUCUGGGUUGCAUUGAUGUCUUAUUUUGUGUCAUGUGCCUUUGAAUUGGUCUAUAAUGUGCUCACUUGUGUUUGCUUCCAGGGAGACUGGUCUUGCAUGACCUUACAAUUCCUCCUCAGGUUCUGCAAAGUUAUUAUUCACUGCAACUGUGGGUUAUGUUUGCACAAUGCCAAUGGGUAUGGUCGUGCGUGACCCUACAUGCCCUUCUUAUGCCUUGCAUGUUAUGUCUGCAUUUGAUAUGUUGUGCAAAAAACAGGACUGACUCUUUGAUGGUUCACAGUUUAUUGUUGUAAUAAAAUUACCUUGGUUUACCAUA
Molecule: messenger RNA, 2340 nt
Organism: Sceloporus undulatus (fence lizard)
Lineage: Eukaryota; Metazoa; Chordata; Lepidosauria; Squamata; Phrynosomatidae
Exons: 2
Coding region: 91-2040 (649 amino acids)
Biological process (GO): DNA integration; DNA recombination
Molecular function (GO): DNA binding
Source: RefSeq, a predicted model, not a curated record